CCGCGCAGCAGCUAAAUGACAGCAGCUAACUGGAGACCUUAGUUAGCGUCAAACCUGCAUGUUUACUUUGAAGAGCAAAUGGAAAUGAUUACACAUUUUACCGAUGCAAUAUUUCAAUGAAUUGUACUGUUUGUUGUAAGAUUCUGGCUGUUCAGGGACAGUAUUAGCGUGCUUUCAUUUUGAGACGAAACCAACCAGCUAGCUAACUUAGCUUCGGUCGAUCUUUAAAGCCAUGAACUCUCUGGUUGGAUACGGAGUGUCCUCGGAGUCUGACAGCGAUGGAGAGGAUGUCAACAACGGUGCAGUUGUUUCUGUUAAGGAGAUGGGUGAUGAUGAGGCAUCAGCUGCCAAAAAGAGCCGCAACUUUUUGCUGGAGUCUGGUUCAAGUGAAUCAGAAACAGAAGAUGACGACCCGGAGCCCUCUUCUUCUUCACCACCACACCCCCGGAAACCAGCAUCUUCUGCAGCCCGACAGCCCACCCUGCCUGCUCUUUCCCUGGGCUCCCUCACCUCCAAUAAAUUACCUCCUCCCUCCCUACAUACCUGCUCUGACGGCAGUGUGUUUGCCAACCCUUUCAAGGCUCAAGCAGAUCGGAAACUCAGCGCCUUGCAGAAACACGUCCCUCUCACAAUGCAGGCCAAACCCUCCCACAUAGGAGGUAAAAGGAUGUGUGUAUCAUACAGGAAAGAUGGGAGGUGCAGGUUUGGCAUCAAAUGCAAGUUCGCCCAUGACAGCGACCUCCAGACUCUCACUGACUAUAACUCACCUGUGAGUGAAGAAACACCAGAUCAGGAUGAGCCUCAUGCAGGUGGCUCAUGUGGUGGAGGAUCCCAGAACCCCCAGCAGCAGCAGACAAAAGAGGAAGAGUCAGCAGGGCAGCAAGGGAAGAAGAGGAAGGUUGGACUGAGUAACACCUUGAUUCCUCCUAAACGAGCUAUGAAGCAGUAUGCCAUGCAGAGGAACAGAGAGCAGAUCAAUAUGUCCUGAUGGAUGUAUUCUGAGCUUUUACACUGUCAAAGCAAUACUACUGGGAAUAAAUAUGUUAUGUGUGUAUAUGUGGUAGAAAUCGUGCACUUUCCAUUGUAGGACCAAUUAAAAGGAGAGUUUGGAUUUUUUAAGGGGAGUUGUAUGAGGUACUUAUCAGUAAUCAGUGUAUUACCUACAGCAGGCAGUAUAUUGAUAUUGAUAUUUGUUAUUUAGGUGGCUAAAAUGUGUGGGCUACACAGUGGUGUAGUAGUUAGCACUCCUGCCUCACAGCAAGAGGGUCGCCGGUUCGACUCCAACUUGCGGCACUUCUGUGUGGAAUUUGCAUGCUCUCCCCGUGUCAGCGUGGGCUCUCAUCGGGUACUCCGGCUUGACUCUAAAUUGCCUGUAGGUGUGAAUUGACUGUCUAUGUGUCAGCCUUGUGAUAGUCUGGCGAUCUGUCCAAGUUGUACCCUGCCUCGCACCCAAUGUCAGCUGGGGUCGUCUCCAGUCCCCCGCGACCCGAAUGUGGAUAAGCGGUGAAGGAUAUUGAACAAAUGAAUAAAAUAUGUGUUGCAGUUGUCCACAGCAGUGCACAGUCCACAUGCAUUGCUUGGCCUUCUUGUCCAAUCUGGAGGCAUGCCAACAGCCAUAGAGAGGUACCUCAUACAACCACAUUUCAAAACAUCCAAUCCCUUUGAGGACUCAGGCAUUUAGUUACAUUGCAUCUAGCAGACGCUUUUCUCUAAAGCAACUUUCAUUUUUAUUUGAGAGCAAUUUGUUUUUUUCCAAGGACAUUUUGACAUGUGGACAGAAGGAGCUGUGAAACAAACCACCAACCUUAUAAUUAAUGUUGACCCCUAAAACCACCUGCCCCAGAUGUGUGUGAUUGCUUUGGUUUGUGUGAUUUUUGUAAUGUUCUCAAACUGUCAGUGAAUACACUUUGGAUAUAUGUUAAGACAUUUAUUUACAUCUUCUAAAUGAACAGUUUUGUGUUUGCUCUAACACACACCCUAAACCACAAACCAGAGAGGUGCAGAUUUAGUAUUGACAUAUGCUCCAAGGUUUCUACAUAGCUAUGCUUAUCAAAUUACAUUACACUUCAAAUGUUACUGACAAAAUUUGAGUUUAAUUGUCUAACUCAGUGACAGUGCUUGCUGUUAUUUUAUGUGUUCAUGUGUGAUUAACAAUUUCCAAGGUCACCUUUUGGCUGCCAAGGACUUUAGUGAGUAGUAAAUACAUAAUAUUGGUUAUUAUUCCUUCAACGUCUACGAACAGCCAAGCUUAAACAGCUGCACAGCGUGAAACAGGUUUAAUGGCACUGCCAGAUAACUAAUAUAUGCACAUUUUUACAUGACUGUUAAAGAUCUUUUUUGUCUAUACCUUUUCAGGUUUUGAAAUGUUUCUGUCAAGAUCAUUUUCUGUAAUAUUUUCUUUUAAUCUUGCCAAAUAAAGGCUUUAUAGUAGACCUUGACAUUAAAUGAAAAAAUAGCUGCCUAUUCAUUUAAACAGAAUUUACUCCCCCCCCA
Molecule: messenger RNA, 2493 nt
Organism: Centropristis striata (black sea bass)
Lineage: Eukaryota; Metazoa; Chordata; Actinopteri; Perciformes; Serranidae
Exons: 2
Coding region: 233-988 (251 amino acids)
Molecular function (GO): metal ion binding
Source: RefSeq, a predicted model, not a curated record